Gloeophyllum trabeum ATCC 11539 is the source of this 459-nucleotide messenger RNA. RefSeq lists its product as uncharacterized. The transcript is spliced from 3 exons. NCBI's taxonomy places the organism in Eukaryota, Fungi, Basidiomycota, Agaricomycetes, Gloeophyllales, Gloeophyllaceae. Bases 1 to 459 code for a protein of 152 amino acids. The record is from RefSeq and is a predicted model, not a curated record.
AUGGACCCGAUCGACUCACCACACAACCGUCACCAGCCUGGCGCAGACCCCCAGCCAGAGCACCUCCCCGCACAACCCCACGAGCACCCAGACUCUUCAGACGUCCCCGAUCCGUCCCAGCCGUCGUCGGACGAGCCCCCUCCAGCGCACAGUCGUGAAGCAUCAGGAGAAGCCCUCAGGUCAGGCAUGCAGUCUCCCAACCUCCCGGAGCUCCCCAAGCACGAGCUCGAUUUCUCCUUUGAUUCAAUAAUCAACAGCAAGAGUGACUUCGCAUCCGACCCCGAGUUUGCCCGGGUGCAGAAACGCGCCUCCAACGUCCUCAAACUCUCCGAGGAAAACGAGAAACUCAACGCCGAGCUCAAGGCUAUGACCGAAAGGCUGGAGGCGGCCGAGAAGAAGCGCAAGGAGCUCGAGGAGAGAAGGAAGAACGGCGGCAGCAGCGGCAACACAUCUUCUUGA